This is a messenger RNA of Aedes aegypti (yellow fever mosquito), 3317 nucleotides long. RefSeq names its product ATP-dependent 6-phosphofructokinase (gene Pfk). Gene Ontology annotation, molecular function: ATP binding; fructose-6-phosphate binding; identical protein binding. The coding region runs from base 169 to 2541 and encodes 790 amino acids. Gene Ontology annotation, biological process: fructose 6-phosphate metabolic process; fructose 1,6-bisphosphate metabolic process; canonical glycolysis. The record is from RefSeq and is a predicted model, not a curated record. Lineage: Eukaryota; Metazoa; Arthropoda; Insecta; Diptera; Culicidae. Gene Ontology annotation, cellular component: cytoplasm; 6-phosphofructokinase complex. The transcript is spliced from 8 exons.
UGGGUAACCUUUCGGGGGCGAGAAAAGGGAGUCUUCGUCUCGACGGGUACGGAUCGUAUAAUUUAACUCCAGACUGUCUCUCGAGUCGUUUCGCAGUCUGUCGCGAGAUUUUCGCUGGACAAAAUUGUUGAGCACAGUCUUGAUCAACCGAAGUCCCAAAUCAACAGAAUGGCACCACUAGCUCCAGUUCAACGGUUUAUCCAACAUGGUGCGCAUAAAGGCAAAGGUAUUGCCGUCUUCACCAGUGGUGGAGAUUCGCAGGGCAUGAAUGCGGCCGUCCGUGCCGUUGUCCGAAUGGGCAUUUACGUCGGAUGUAAGGUCUACUUCAUCCGCGAGGGUUACCAGGGCAUGGUCGAUGGCGGUGACAACAUCGUGGAAGCCAACUGGGCCUCGGUAUCCAGUAUUAUCCAUCGCGGUGGUACCGUCAUCGGUUCUGCCCGCUGCAUGGACUUCAAGGAACGAGCCGGUCGUUUGAAGGCCGCCCUCAACCUGGUCACCCGUGGAAUCACCAACCUGGUGGUGAUCGGUGGUGACGGUUCGCUGACUGGCGCCAACCUGUUCCGACAGGAAUGGUCCAGUUUACUGGACGAACUGCUGUCAACGGGUAAGAUCACUCAGGACCAGCGCACCAAGAACAAGAGCUUGCACAUUGCCGGCAUGGUCGGUUCGAUCGAUAACGACUUCUGCGGUACGGAUAUGACCAUCGGUACGGAUUCGGCUCUGCACAGGAUCAUCGAAGCUAUUGAUGCCAUCGUUAGUACUGCCUACUCUCACCAGAGAACCUUCAUUAUGGAGGUCAUGGGCAGACACUGUGGUUACUUGGCCAUUAUGGCCGCGUUAGCAUGCGAAGCGGACUUUGUGUUCAUACCGGAAGAUCCAGUCCCGAACAAUUGGCCCGAAAAGUUGUGUAAAAAAAUCCUACAGGAGCGCUCCGCCGGUCAAAGAUUGAACAUUAUCAUCGUAUCGGAGGGUGCCAUCGAUCGCGAGGGUCAGCCCAUCACGGCCGAAAAGGUCAAACAGGUGGUGGUCGACAAGCUGCACCAGGACACCAGGAUUACGGUGCUGGGUCAUGUGCAGCGCGGAGGUAACCCGAGUGCGUUCGAUCGCGUACUGGGUUGCCGCAUGGGUGCUGAAGCAGUGCUGGCGCUGAUGGAAGCGGACGACAAAACCGAACCGUGCGUCGUAUCGUUGGACGGAAACCAAGCCGUGCGAGUCCCACUCAUGGAAUGUGUCCAGCGCACCAAAGCCGUCGCCCAAGCCAUGGCUGACAAAAACUGGGAAAUGGCCGUUGAACUUCGUGGUCGCUCCUUCGCCAGAAACUUGGAGACCUACAAGAUGUUGACCCGCCUGAAGCCACCGAAGGAGGCUUUCGAUUCCCAAGGUCGUGGAGUCGGUGGAUACACCAUGGCCGUGAUGCACAUUGGUGCCCCAGCUUGCGGUAUGAACGCUGCUGUUCGAUCAUUCGUGAGGAACUGUAUCUACCGAGGUGACUCCGUGAUGGGUAUUCACGACGGUAUCGAAGGUUUGGUUGCCGGAAACAUCAAGAACAUGGGAUGGUCCGACGUGACUGGCUGGGUCGGACAGGGUGGUGCUUUCCUAGGUACCAAGCGUACCCUUCCAGAGGGAAAAUUCAAGGAAGUUGCAGCCCGUCUGAAGGAACAUGGCAUCCAGGCCCUUCUCAUCAUCGGCGGAUUUGAAGCCUACCAUGCUGCUGGACAGUUGGCAGAUCAACGCGAUAACUACAAGGAGUUCUGCAUCCCUAUCGUGGUUAUUCCAUCGACCAUUUCCAACAACGUUCCUGGAACAGAGUUCUCUCUAGGUGCCGAUACCGGUCUGAAUGAAAUCACCGAGAUUUGUGACCGCAUCCGUCAAUCGGCUCAGGGUACUAAACGCCGUGUCUUCGUUAUUGAAACUAUGGGCGGCUACUGCGGUUACUUGGCUACCUUAUCGGGUUUGGCUGGUGGUGCCGAUGCUGCCUACAUCUACGAGGAGAAGUUCUCCAUCAAGGACUUGCAGCAGGAUGUGUACCACAUGGCAUCGAAGAUGAGCGACGGCGUUCAACGUGGUUUGAUUCUGCGUAAUGAGAAGGCUUCCGACAACUACAACACCGAGUUCAUCUACCGUUUGUACUCGGAGGAAGGCAAGGGAUUGUUCUCCACCCGAAUGAAUGUGCUGGGUCACAUGCAACAGGGUGGCUCACCGACGCCCUUCGAUCGUAACAUGGGUACCAAGAUGGCGGCCAAGUGCGUUGAGUGGCUGGUGGAGCAGCUGAAGGCCAACACCCAACCCGACGGUAGCAUCUGCGCCAAGAGUCCCGAUACGGCCUGCCUGUUGGGAUUGGUUCGCCGUCAGUACAAAUUCUCGCCCCUCAAGGACCUGAUCGCGGAGACCAACUUCGAACAACGCAUCCCCAAGCAGCAAUGGUGGCUGAAGCUGCGCCCACUGUUGAGAAUCCUGGCCAAGCACGACUCCACCUACGAGGAGGAAGGCCUCUACAUAACUGUCGACGAAGAGAUGUCCACCGAUUCACCGGUCGCCUAAGGUGAUGCUGAAAAACAAAAAUCAAACCAACAAAAAUCCGAAAGUUGUUAGUGUAGUUUUAUUAUGUACAUCAAGAAAAGGUAUUAGACUGUCCCUGAUCAUGUACCAGUUGCUCCUCUUCUAACUUCAUCAGACUCUCAAGAACAAUGUGAAACCCAAAGAAAAAUACCUCAUGGUUGAUUGCCAGCAACUCAAAAGUGGAGAGGUAAAGUAGUAGCCUAACGCUAAAGUGUGAAAAUUGUUAUCAUUGUGCUCCCAGUGGAUCAUUAGUUAAUACUCUUAUCAAAAUGGAUGAACAAAAUGCAGGAAAGGAAGUUAUUCAGUAGAAUUUGAACUUUAAGCCCUUAGAUCCGAUGCCAGUUUUAAAUUUAAAUUUUAAUAGUUUAAUUAGUUGUUACUUGAUCGUCGUGCUAGCAAAGGAAACCCAUCUGUAUCAUGACAACAAGAUAUCCAGACUUCAAAGAGGCACGCUAAUCUCAUUGUUUUUUAAUCUGUUUUUAUUGAAAUUCGGUUCUAACUUAUUUCGAUCUGUUUAGCCAUUGAGAGGAAAAAAAUAUUUAUUCGAUCGCCUAUUGCGUUAUUUACUUCAAACGUCAACAAUUGUAAGUAUUAUUUAGUUUUUUUUCUCAGAUAUAGCACAUUCACUUGAAGCUAUGAAAUAGAUAAAAAUGAGUAUGCAAAAAGCCUUAUGUAUCAUUUUAAAAAGGGCCUGUAUAUUUGAAAGAAAAUUACCACAUACAGAGAACACAAAAUAAAUCAGACUUGUUGCAGCAUGA